AUGAGCACUAAAAGUGGUGCAAGAGGCCGUGGCAGAGGCCGUGGAAGUAUUAGGGUUGGAUUUUUGGCAUCAGGCCAUAUGCCCAACGUUGAAGCAACUGGGGAUGACGCAUUGUCCCAAGUAAUGCUAAGAAUUCUGGAAAGGGUCGUUGGGCCCAACAAUAGCAGUGGAAGCCGUGGGUCAAUUUCGGAGCGACUUCAAUCAAGCGGAGCAAAGAUUUUUAAGGGUAUCGCAAGAGUGACCCCUAAUGUGGCCGAAUAUUGGUUGGAGGCAACCGAAAGGAUAAUGGCUGACUUGGAUUGCACUUCAGAAAAAAAACUGAAAGGUGCGGUAUCGUUGCUGCGAGAGGAAGCCUACCAAUGGUGGCUUACCGUGAAAGAGGGCACUCAUCCUGACCGGGGGAGGAAAUUCUUUAAUUUGACUAAGAGAGACAGAUCUGUGGAAGAAUACGAGGCAGAGUUCCUACGACUCAGUCGGUAUGCUAAAAGAAUAGUGGCAACAGAUUAUGAACGUUGUGUUUUGUUCGAAGAUGGCCUUAGAGACAGUCUUCGGGUACUAAUUGCUCCCCAAAGGGAGCGGGAUUCCACAGCAUUGGUGGAGAAAGCAAAGAUCGCUAAAGAUGUGAAUCGCACUGAGUGCCUAAACUGA
Molecule: messenger RNA, 648 nt
Organism: Gossypium raimondii (Peruvian cotton)
Lineage: Eukaryota; Viridiplantae; Streptophyta; Magnoliopsida; Malvales; Malvaceae
Exons: 3
Coding region: 1-648 (215 amino acids)
Source: RefSeq, a predicted model, not a curated record